CCUAUGAUUUUGAAAAUGAAUCGUUUAACGAUGAUCUUGAAAAUGGAUCGCUUAACGAUGAUAUUGAAAUAUGUCCUCACGUUAGGGAGGCAGUAAAAAUAAACAAAUUAAAAAAAAGCAUCAAUAAUAAGAAUACAUAUAUUGUAGACGCUCAGUGCAAGAAAUGUAUAUCGCAAGUCGAAGGAAUUCAGGAAACACCAGAUCUCAUGGAUGGCGACAAUAUUACCUCUGAAAAGGAAACAGUACCACCGCAGAUAUGGCUCUGCCUUACUUGUGGUAAACUUCAUUGUGGUCGCUACGAUAAAAAACAUGCAAUUCAGCAUUUUAACGAAAAUAAGUCGCAUAGCAUUGUAAUGAAACUUGACACAACUGAAGCAUGGUGUUAUUCAUGUGAUAAGCCAGUGAUUUCUCCUACAGGAAAAAAUCAAGUUAUCAACCAGGCACGAAACAUUAUCUCUAAGGUUCUUAAGUCGUAA
This is a messenger RNA of Dentiscutata erythropus, 476 nucleotides long. The record is from the annotation of a GenBank genome assembly. Lineage: Eukaryota; Fungi; Glomeromycota; Glomeromycetes; Diversisporales; Gigasporaceae.